CCGCGCGGGGCUCGGCGGGGAGCACAGCGCAGCGGGGCCGAGCGGGGCCAUGCGGGCAGCGGGCAGCGGUUCCCAUCUUGAGAACGAUUAGAAGAUACUCUGCCACCCUAUUGGAUUAUUUUGUAUACAGCUCAGCAUGUCACUGUGCCCUGGAUUUUAUAAGGUGGCCAUGAUUUAAUCCCCACUUCCAAUUUCUAUGUAUUGGUGAAGCAUUGGAGCUCUUUAGAGCUGCUGUUACUUGUGUGGAAACUGACCUGUCUCCAAUCCCUUCUCCAAAGGACUCGACGUUACUAGCAAUGAGCUCCCAAAGCCAUCCAGGGGGUGGAGAGGCGAGGACAGUUGUCUGCGUUUCGCCCCGGGGACUGGUGUCAAGUGAGAAGGCAAAUUUAGCUCCGGUCUGUGCGUGUUUGUGAGUGCUGAACGUGAGCUCUCGCCGCGCCGCCAGCCCUGCUUAUCGCGCACCUUUGACCACCUCACCCCCUGAUCUCUGCCCGCUCACGGCUCCUGCUGCUCCCUGCCCGAAGAACGCCGCGUCUCCAGCAGUGCUUCGUCUCCUCCCUGAUGCUGUGAAUUUUUCACUGUCUGAAGAAGUGAAACGCUUCUGUCGACGGUCGGGGAUUGCUUCCGUGCAAGGCUAUUUCAGGCAGCCCGGUUCGCAGCCCUGCGGAGCGAUAUGAUACAGUCCUACAGCACUGCACAGACAGAGGUCGGUGGCUUCGGACACACUGCGUUUGCUUCCCGGGCACAAUAUAGCUUCAUCUUCUAUGCAGAGAUGCAGAAAGAUGGGCUUUCUGGCAGAGACCAGCCAGUAGAGCUGUUGAAUCCACCUAGAGUGAACCACAUGCCUAGCUCUGUUGAUGUGACCACAGCACUGCCCUUGCAAGUUGCACCGACCUCAGUCCCGAUGGACCUGCGCUUGGACCACCAGUUCUCCAUGCCCGUGACGGAGCCGACCCUCCGAGAGCAGCAGCUCCAGCAGGAGCUCCUGGCGCUCAAGCAGAAGCAGCAGAUCCAGCGGCAGAUCCUCAUUGCCGAAUUCCAGCGGCAGCACGAGCAGCUCUCCCGGCAGCACGAGGCCCAGCUGCACGAGCACAUCAAACAGCAGCAGGAGAUGCUGGCAAUGAAGCAUCAGCAGGAGCUGCUGGAGCACCAGAGGAAGUUGGAGCAGCACCGACAGGAGCAGGAGCUGGAGAAGCAGCACCGAGAGCAAAAACUUCAACAGCUGAAAAACAAAGAGAAAGGAAAAGAGAGUGCAGUGGCAAGCACAGAAGUCAAGAUGAAACUACAAGAAUUUGUGUUAAAUAAGAAGAAGGCUUUGGCACACCGGAAUCUCAACCACUGCAUAUCCAGUGACCCUCGCUUCUGGAAGACACAGCACAGCUCUCUGGACCAGAGCUCCCCACCCCAAAGCGGCGUAUCUGGCACCUACAAUCACCCUGUCCUGGGCAUGUACGAUUCCAAAGAUGACUUCCCACUCAGAAAAACAGCAUCUGAACCCAACCUAAAAUUACGAUCCAGACUAAAGCAAAAAGUUGCUGAGAGACGGAGCAGCCCCCUCUUGCGCAGAAAAGAUGGCCCGGUGGUUACUGCUCUGAAGAAGCGCCCGCUGGACGUCACAGACUCUGCAUGCAACAGUGCUCCUGGAUCUGGUCCCAGCUCUCCAAACAACAGCUCCAAUAACAUAAGCGCCGAGAAUGGAAUUACGGGAUCAGUCACGAGUAUUCAAGCAGAGACCAGCCUGGCUCACAGACUUGUGAAUCGUGAAGGCUCGGUAACACAGCUUCCGCUCUACACAUCUCCUUCUUUGCCCAACAUCACGCUCGGACUGCCUGCAACUGGCCCUUCCAGCGGAGGAUCAGCACAGCAGGAUGCUGAGAGACUUACUAUCCCGACCUUACAGCAGCGGAUCUCGUUAUUUCCUGGCACCCACCUCACUCCCUACCUGAGCACUACAACGUUGGAAAGAGAUGGGGGAACCGCACAUAACCCUCUUCUGCAACACAUGGUCUUACUGGAACAGCCAACUGCACAAACUCCCUUAGUCACAGACUGGUAUCUUUCAGGACUGCCCCUCCAUGCACAGUCUCUGGUUAGUGGAGAACGGGUCUCCCCUUCAAUACACAAACUCCGGCAGCAUCGCCCGCUGGGGCGCACGCAGUCUGCUCCCCUUCCCCAGAACGCCCAGGCCCUCCAGCAGUUAGUGAUCCAGCAGCAGCACCAGCAGUUCUUGGAGAAACACAAACAGCAGUUCCAGCAGCAGCAACUGCACAUCAACAAGAUAAUAUCAAAGCCCAAUGAGCCAGCUCGCCAGCAUGAAAGCCACCCGGAGGAGACAGAAGAAGAGUUACGAGAACACCAAGCCCUUUUGGAGGAGCCAUACAGCGACAGAGUCGCAAGCCAAAAGGAGGCCCCAGGGCUGGCCAACAUGGUGCAAGUGAAGCAAGAACCCAUUGAGAGCGAUGAGGAGGAAGCCGAGCCACAGCAGGAGCUGGAGUCUGGGCAGAGGCAGGCUGAGCAGGAGCUGCUUUUCCGUCAGCAAGCCCUCCUGUUGGAGCAGCAGCGCAUUCACCAGCUGAGAAACUACCAGGCGUCGCUGGAGGCAGCUGGCAUGCCCGUCUCCUUCGGAGGCCACCGGCCUCUGUCCCGCGCACAGUCCUCGCCUGCCUCGGCCACCUUCCCUAUGUCCGUACAGGAGCCACCCACUAAGCCAAGGUUCACAACAGGCCUUGUCUACGACACCUUGAUGCUGAAACAUCAGUGUACCUGUGGAAACACAAACAGCCACCCCGAGCACGCGGGGAGGAUCCAGAGCAUCUGGUCCCGGCUGCAGGAGACGGGUCUCCGUGGCAAGUGUGAGUGUAUUCGUGGAAGAAAAGCAACUCUAGAAGAGCUGCAGACAGUUCACUCGGAAGCCCAUACGCUGCUGUACGGCACAAACCCUCUGAACAGACAGAAACUGGACAGCAAGAAACUUCUAGGUUCUCUAACGUCGAUGUUUGUCAGGCUUCCUUGUGGUGGUGUUGGGGUCGACAGCGACACGAUUUGGAACGAAGUCCACUCGUCCGGUGCCGCUCGCCUGGCCGUGGGCUGUGUCAUCGAGCUUGUUUUCAAAGUAGCCACGGGAGAACUGAAGAACGGAUUUGCUGUUGUUCGGCCUCCAGGUCAUCAUGCAGAAGAAAGCACACCCAUGGGUUUCUGCUAUUUUAACUCCGUGGCAAUUGCAGCCAAGCUGCUCCAGCAAAGACUGAACGUUAGCAAAAUCCUAAUAGUGGACUGGGAUGUACACCACGGGAACGGUACUCAGCAAGCUUUCUACAAUGACCCUAAUGUUCUUUAUAUUUCACUACAUCGCUAUGAUGAUGGGAACUUCUUUCCCGGCAGUGGUGCUCCCGACGAGGUUGGCACAGGAGCAGGAGUUGGUUUCAAUGUUAACAUGGCCUUUACUGGUGGCCUUGAUCCACCGAUGGGAGACACAGAAUACUUGACUGCUUUCAGAACGGUAGUAAUGCCCAUUGCCAACGAAUUUGCCCCAGAUGUUGUGCUGGUGUCGUCUGGUUUUGAUGCGGUGGAAGGCCAUCCUACACCUCUGGGAGGAUAUAACCUGUCGGCAAAAUGCUUUGGGUACCUGACGAAGCAGCUGAUGGGCCUGGCCGGAGGCCGCGUCGUGCUGGCCCUCGAAGGAGGCCACGACCUGACCGCCAUUUGCGACGCCUCAGAAGCAUGUGUUUCUGCUUUGCUGGGAAACGAGCUUGACCCUCUUCCAGAAAAGGUUUUCCAGCAGAGAGCAAAUGCUAAUGCAGUGCAUUCAAUGGAGAAAGUAAUCGAGAUACACAGCAAGUAUUGGCAUUCACUCCAGCGUUACGCCUCCACGGUGGGCUACUCCCUGGUGGAGGCACAGAAGUGCGAGAACGAGGAGGCAGAGACGGUGACGGCCAUGGCAUCUCUGUCAGUAGGCGUGAAGCCAGCUGAGAAGCGACCUGAUGAUGAACCCAUGGAAGAGGAACCUCCCCUGUAGCAUUCAUCUUUGAGCUGGAGUUCUCCUGUUUGUUCGUCUUCGUCUUGAAGCUCUGCCAAGAAGCUUUCUCUUGUUACUCCUGCGUCCUGUCAUGGUUUUUUCCAGAAUACAGAAGGACAACCAGGUGUAAAACAAAGCAACCGAAAAAUCUCUCCAUAUCUAUACGCGUCUACAGUAUAUAUUUGCUGAAAAUGAAAAAUGCUGGUGAAGAGCAGCAAAGGACUGACACGCUGGGCACUCUUCCUCUGGUCCUCACCGGGAGCGGAAAGGGGAACGACGCCCGUGAAGUCUUUGGCAGAGUUGCCAAAAAGUGAAAAAAUCAAAGAUUCAACAACACAUACGAAAAUAAAACGAAAAGACCUUAAUGUAAAACUGGUGCUUACAAUUUGAUUACCCACAAUUCAGCAAUCUCCGCUUGAACCACUCAACCCAUCUUGUAGUUUCAUUUCUUGGAUUUUUUAAAUGGCUCUUGCCUGCCUGUGAGUCAACGACAUUCUUGUCAAAACCAGAACAAUGUGAGAUGGUGUAUUUUUAAUGGGGAGGGACAGGGAAAGAGGACUAGUCUUACAUCUAAAGGAAAGGGAAAGAGAGGGGGGAAACACAAAAGAGGAAACGGUAGCCCAGAUGGAGUCGGCUUUAUUGUCUCCAAAGCCAUCUGAAGAUGAGUUUGUGCCUUUUUUUUUAAUUGAUGGAUUUGGUGCAGCUGGAUUUUUGAAGUUUGAGGAACAAUGCCUUAAGUAAAAAAAAAACAAAAAAACACACACAAAAAAAAAUAUAAAAAAAACACAGCAGUUCGUGAAUAUUUUUCCUCUGGUUGGGAAAGCCAAGAACUGCCAUCAGGAAGGAAGACUUUUUGGCUUGUGCUGGCAUGAUGGUGGGAAGCAGGCAUCAGCUGAACAGAGCGUCUCCAAAAACUGUCUACAAGUUUGGAUUUGUUUUGUUUUCUUUCAUUGCUGUUUCAGAAAAAAAAAAAAAAAUUAAGGUAGUUGCCAAGAAAGUGGCAAAUACUGUUGGGUCUUUGAAAUUCAACCAUUUUUAAAAUCAAAUUUUCAAAUGUUUUCUCUCUUCUACAUUAUCUAGUAAUUGAACUUAUCAAUUUGGUUGUUGAAGCAUGUAUUAGACACAAAUGCAGGUUUAAGACUGGAAUGCUUUUUAUUAAAAGCAACUAGCAUGAGAUAUUGCUUAAAUUGUUAGGUAUAAAUAUAUAUAUGUGUAUAAUGUAUAUUCCAAAUGUAUUCCAAGCUUAGAAACCGGAUUCCUAUGAAUUAUUGAUAAAAUAUUUAUAAUGCAUUUAUAGAAAAAUAUAUGUAAUAAAUGCAUACUAUAACAGUAGCCAUUGAAAGCUCCCUAGGGACAGAUUUGUGAAUUGGAACGUAAAGGUGCUUUUGGAAAAGGAUCCAGGUUGAAACUUGAGGACUUUCAGACGACAGGUUGGAAAGUUUUCAGAUCGCCAACACGUUAGCCACUGGGCAACUACCCUAAACAUUUGUAUUUUAAUUUAAGGUUUUUAGUUGUGAUCCUUUUCUAACAAAAAUGAGUUUUUUAUAGCAAAGACUAUGAAUUUGCUGUUAAUUUUUAUAUCGAUAUUUCACAAAACCCUAAAGAAGCCUUGUUUGUGUGAAUCUGACAUUUAUUUUCUAUUUGGCAGGUUUUGUUUCUGAAUGGCAAUAGCGUCUAAACCUUUUUCCUCCCAUUUUUCUUGCUUGUACAUUAUUUUCCUUUUUCUUUUUUCCUUCCCCCUCUCCCCCCUCAUCCCUUUCAGUCUUUUGUACAGUGAGCAGCUUUCUGCAGGCGUAAGGAAUUGUUGCAGAUUGUCAGAGUUUAUUUUUGGAAAGCGUGCGUUUACCGAGGAGGAGGGAAUGCAAUGGGCUCUUUUGUAUAAUGAUACCACCGACUGUAUAUUUCCUCAGUUCUGUUAUAGUAGCUAUGUAAAGAAAAUAAGGAGUUUUCUUACCUUAAACAUAGUAGUAUUACAAUGGGUGAUGUAUUUAUCCUCCAUGUGGAUUGUAGUGAGGAUUACACGCGGCUUUAGUAGCUACCAUAUGGAAGGCUUGUCAGACACUCGUGUGACAACUGGCAUUUUCUCUCUCACGCACACGGACACACGGACACGCAGACACACAGACACGCACGCACGUGCACACACACACACACACACACACACACCACGUACUUUCUCUCUCCUCCUCUUUCCGAAUCACCGUUGCCGGUAAAGUCGCAACUUUAGCUGCCUGAAGGACUUUUUCCUAAGUUAUUUCUCCGAGGAGGUCAUUGCGGUGCGCGAGCUGAACCUUCAGCCUUGGCUGGAUUUCCCUGUCGCCUCUGGAAAAUGGCCCCUAGGAGAAGCAGCUAAUCCCUGGCUCGAAGAGUUGAACAGCUUAGAGGAGACCGGAUUGACACGUGUACCUUCUUACAGCAGUGUAGGAUAGCACAGAUCCCUCGUCUGAACAACCAAGGGUAUAUUUUUAUUUUAUUCUGUUAUUAUGACAACUGACGGGGUCAUUUCUAGUAACUUAUUUUCCAGUUCUUGAAGGGGCUGUUUUCAUUCCAUUCAGGACUCGCUUGUGGAAGGAAUUUGAAGCAUACCAUACGUGUGAGCAAAUGCAAGAGGCUUUUGUUUUGUUUCUCAGUUUAUAAUGCAAUUGAAAAACCAGACACUACUGUAUUUGAGUUUUGCAGACCCAAGUACAUUUUAAACUCACGAAUAGCUUCGGUCACUAGGACCAUCCUCAGCGUAUUCUGAAAAUAACCUUCCCGUGUCAAGGCACGGCGUACCUGCAGAUGUUGUUUUUUCAAAUGACCACUUUGCUGCUGUGAUCUAAAAUUAAUCUGGCUGCGGAAUCUGGUGACGUACUUUAAAUUUUCCUUUAGCCGUUUAUAAGCUGUGGGCAGUGACCACGUUUACAUGAUCCUUUCUGUUGUCGGGUCUUCCUGGCGGUUUUCGUAUUUUCGCUCUCGGUUGUGGCAAACCUCCUCGUGUUCCCGAGGGCCGCCGGCCGCGCCGAGCUGGUUUCUCUUUCAGCCAGAGACACUCGAGAGCGCGCCGCCUCGCUGCUUUCAGGAUGCCGUGUUCGUUUCUUUACAUCGUUUUCACCGAGCUUUUGCCAGGGACGGGAAGACUUCCCAAGACCUUUACAGCUCGUCUCCUCCCGAGUCCAGACCGCGGGGAUUUCUUUCCUUGCUGUGCCCGCGCCCCAGGCCCGGAUCCUCCCGGUGGCCGCCAAGGGCGCAGGGCAAGAGGAGCCCUCAGUUUUUGAGGCUCUUUUCACCUUUUUGAGCCGUUAGCUUCCUCGUUUCAGGUGCCGGCUAGGCCGGGCCGCCGGGCCGCCAUCAUGGCCUCCAUCUUGGAGGCGCGGAGCGAGGCCUGGUCGUGGCCGCGCCGCCGGGGAGCGGGCCCGGUUUGCAGUACACAAGUAACCGUUUGGUUUUCCUUUGGGUUUUCCUUUUUUUCUUUCUUUUUUUCUUUUUUUUGUUUUUUACUUUCGAUACGGAACAUUCCUUUUUUAUUAGUCGCAGUCAUGUAUUCAUUCCAUUCUUCCUUUUGUAAACUUUUUGGGCCCACGUCUUUUAUGGGCAUUGAUAUAUAUAAAUAUAUAUAUAAAUAUAUAUGAAUAUAUUUUUUUAAGUUUCCUACACCUUGAGGUUGCAUGGUCUGUAAGGUUGGCAUGUCUUUAUAUUGUAUACAGAUUUUGCACGCCAAACUUGGCAGCUUUGAAAAUGAAAAAAAAAAAAUUGUGUUUUUUUUUUUUCCUUUUUUUCCUUUUUUUUUUUUUUUUCCUCUCGUGGCAUUUGCGGAGACUAAAGUUGGGACGUUUUUGUCACACACGCACGCACCCACACACGCACCCACACAGAUACACACCAAGGAAGGAGAGUGGGAACAUUUUUUUGCGUCUUACUGAACUUAAGAAAUUGUGCUUUUUAUUGUUAAAAAGAAAAAAAAAAAAAGAGUAAAUAAAAAGGACUACUUAAACAUUUCUCAUUUUAAGAAAAAGAAAAAAAAAGACGUUUAUCUAGCACUUGUGACUUACCAAUAAUAGAGUUUAUUGUAUUUAUGUGGAAACAGUGUUUUUAGGGAAACUACGCAGAACACACAAAGUUAACUGCCUGUGUCAUUUUUUUUUUUUAAUUUGGUUGGGUAUUUUAUUUUAAUUUCUUGGCUGGGUGGGGAGGUUGGAUGCAACCCUUUGUCAACACAUGUAGUCAUUAAUUCUAAGAUGAUGAAUGACGAGGACUUUAAAGAGUUAACUCUUCAGCACAGCUGUGUUAACUUUUUUAAAAUUACUUUUACAUGAUGUAUUGCUAGGUUUCACUUUAAACAGUCGUGUACUGUGCAACACUGUGGUUUAAAACAAGACUUUACAUCAAAAGGAAAACAUGUUUCUUCAUUGUCAUGAAGUUGGGCUCGUUCUCAGCUCAUCUUCUCUUUGUCUUUGAUAUUGAUGAAAAAGUAUCCUAUUGAAAGAAAAUAAAUUAACACUUUUCUGUGCUCCAUAGUGGAGGCGCUAUUUUCCAAUUUAUGAGGAUGACAAACUUAUAUAUAUAAUAUAUAUAUAAAAGUGGGGGGAGGGGUUGAAACAUUAUUCACCCAAGAGCUUAUUACAGAUAUGUAGUAUCAAAAAGUUGUAACUAUAUUAUAUUCUACUUUAUACCUAUACAUGCUCAGUAUGACGUCACCAUUGGUAGCAGCUACCGGUUUACGCUGUAAUUUAGACACAAUUUCACUCUUAUUGUAUGGACCCUACUUUAAGUGAUGGUAGCAUUCUUUGUGCUAAAUUUUCUGAUGGUCCUUUGUUUUACUUGGUGGAGUUGGAAUAUUUUUCUCAUUCUUGUUUUCGUUUGUUUUUUUUGUUUCCGUUUUUUUUCUCUUUUUUUCUCUCUUUUUUUUUUUUUUUUUACUGGCCAAUGGUGUCUUUCUCUGACAGUACCGACUUCAAUUUCAACUUUAUUAGGAGUCCAGUAUUUUGUACCACAUUAUGACAACUUGUUAUUCUUGUGGUGUAAAUAAAAAGAAAAAGUUAAUUAUA
This is a messenger RNA of Anas platyrhynchos (mallard), 9042 nucleotides long. It is a transcript of the gene HDAC4, whose product is annotated as histone deacetylase 4. Gene Ontology annotation, molecular function: histone deacetylase activity. Gene Ontology annotation, biological process: negative regulation of transcription by RNA polymerase II. The record is from RefSeq and is a predicted model, not a curated record. Lineage: Eukaryota; Metazoa; Chordata; Aves; Anseriformes; Anatidae.